This is a messenger RNA of Cherax quadricarinatus, 2269 nucleotides long. Lineage: Eukaryota; Metazoa; Arthropoda; Malacostraca; Decapoda; Parastacidae. The record is from RefSeq and is a predicted model, not a curated record.
UUCCGUGCAUCAGUCCGAUUGUAACCUUCGCCGAGUCAGCAUCAACAUCAGGAGUCCAACACCACCACCACCAUUACCGACGACCACCUCCGCCUCCUGCAGCCCUUCACGAAACAGUGCGAACGCGGAGUUACAACAACGCCGCAAAACCAGACAGUUGAGGUCGCGGGGUGGAUUCUUCUGGUCCCGGCGCUCGUGCAAGAACCGGAGGGCCCGUGACGCGACCACUUCCAUAAGGAUUCACGGGAACGCUUCUUUAUUUUUACUUGUAAAUACUGUCUCCCCUGGUGUCCCUCCUUCCCCACCCCCGGCGACACUUCUGCGACAACGAUGGCCAAGACUGACUGUGCAAGUGUGGUGUUGGUUGUGUUGGCCUCCUGUCUCCUCCACACCGUCAUCGCUGACUCCUCUCCGACACUCUACGAACUCCCCUCCAACGCUACCGUCAUCAACGGAGGACCCAUCGCUACGGGAUUCAGCUGUGAUGGUCUUAAGUACGGUUACUAUGCUGACCUCGCCAACGGUUGCCGGGUCUUCCAUGUCUGUUACCCGUACCUGGAUUCUGAACAGUUCCUCCGGACCCGCAUGUGGUCCUUCAUCUGCGGCCAGGACACUGUCUUCAACCAGGUGGCGCUAGUCUGCGACCACGCCCAGAACUCCAUCCCCUGCGAAGACUCUCCCAACCACUACGAGACCAGCAAUGGCUACUUCGGUCAGACCGAAAUCAACUUUAGGGAGUAGAUGGAUGGCUUGAUACAUGGUAGAUGGUAGAUCAAAGUUAAUAAUAGGUAAUAGUCGUUAAGUGUCAGAAGUAACCGUAGAUGAGAUAGCAGCAGCAGUAGUAGUAGUAGUAGCAAAGAUACGAAUGAUAUAAUAUAAUAGUUUACGAGAGAUUGAAAGGAUAAUGAUCCGUGAUAUCAGAUGGAGGUAGAUAAUGGUAGACGAAGAUAUAUGGUGAUAGAUAAUGGCAGGAACAAGAGAGAUUUAGCAGAGGUUUUGUAGAUACACCUCAUUCAGUUAAUCAUCCUGUUGACUAACUAACUUAUCGAUUGAUUAGAUAUGUCAUUAUCUAUUAGUUGAUUACAUGAGUGAUCAGUCGAUUAUGUUAUUAACUGGUUGGGCGACUGAACUGAUUAAUUAGCUAAUUCAUUAAUUAGUUAUAUGAUUAACCGGUUGAUUAUUUUGUAUAUUAAUAAACCGAUUGAUGUUUGUUGACUGAUGUUAAAAAAAAUGGCGUCCAUUUUCCGUGGAUUCGAAUGACGUAACUGACAACAGUGACGAAGAAUACACUCAGGUUGCAGAGCAAGCUCAUGCUGGGACACUUGUUCUUAUGUAUAGCUUCGUAAUGCAACACAGAACUUUGUAACACAACAUUCACACACAGCUUGCUCUACGACGUAUGUCUUGUCUUCGCCAAGAUUAAUCUUCGUCUCUUAAAGUCUUGUUCCUCUAAAUCAAAGCCAAGAAUAGAGGAUUUCUCGAGAUAGUUGUUAUUGUUGGUUGUAAGGGGUACGACGGCUUGAGCUGUUUGAACCGUUCUGAAGUUGUUGUUGCUGGUUAUGAGGGCUACAAAGGCUUGAGCCGUGUGAGCCCUUUCUGGCGAAGUUGUUAUUGCUGGCUGUAAGGACUCCGGAAGGCUGGAGCCGUAUGAUACCUUCCUGAGGAAGUUGUUAUUGCUGGCUGUAAGGGCUUCGAGCGGCUGGAGCCGUAUGAUCCCUUCCUGAGGAAGUUGUUAUUCCUGGCUGUAAGGGCUUCGAACGGCUGGAGCCGAAUGAUCCCUUCCUGAGGAAGUUGUCAUUCCUGGCUGUAAGGGCUCCGAAUGGCUUGAGCCAUAUGAUCCCUUUCCGAAUAAGUGCCAUAAUGUGACGAACAAGUCCAUCUUCUUCAGCCGUUUUUACGGACUUUUGUGCGAGGAAUCCAGAUUCGCUGAAUGUGUUGCCAGUAGCGUUAAGUGUAGUCAUGGAGUUUAUAGACAGUUGUUGCUAGCUUAGCAUAGAAAUUUAAUGUUUGGCUUUAUCUUGUUUAUUUUCAUCUUCUUCUCCCUCCCUUAACAACUUCGUAGUAACAGAAAAAUAUAUAUGCAAAUAUAUCCAAAGAAUUUUGUAAACAACGCUUAAAAAUAGUAAAAAAAUUUAUGUAUGUUAUCUACUCCCAAACUAUCAUGGUUUAGGUACCUACAAAUCAUUGUUACCAAGACUACUUGUCAAAAUGGACAAUAAGAAAAAAAAAAGUGGAAUGCUUUAUAAUAUGGCUCACGUAGGAGCCUAUC